GGUGCCAUGCAUUCAAAUACUUUUGUCGUGAGACAAAAUAGCUUCAGAAGUAUACAUCUGGAUUUUGUUUUUUUUCUUGGAUUUGGACAAAAUUCAACCAUAGAAAUGCCCACAGUACAAGUUGACUUUGCAAAACAGGGAGAGUUUCUGGCAAUCUGAAGGAAUAGAGCUCAUGGUUUCCUAUGUACUUCAAGCGCCUGCUCCCUGUGGUACAAAACUCUGGUGUGUGUUACUCCAGCCUCCUGGAGCCGUUUUGCUUUCCUAAGAGAGGAGCCAUUAACUCCUGCAGGGUCUGUGCAAGGAGCUGUCGGUGUCCCCACAGCAGCAGUCAGUGACAGCUCAUCUGGGUUUCAUCAGCUCUCUGGGGCAGCGUUUCACCAGGCCCCUUUGCCAGAGCCUCCCCGGCGUCAACAAGUGUCGCACCUACUGCAGAAACAGCCCUCAAGUUUCAUCACAGUGAUGCUCAAAAAUAUUCUCCAGCUUCAGCAAUGACCUAGUUCAUUCAAGGGCAGGGGAAAAAAUGCCCUUCUUCCAGAACUUGCCCAGGCACAGAGUUUUCCUCUUAGGAAGACAGGACUCCCAACUGUGCUUUGAUCAGUUUUUGGAAAAGACCUUGAAUUUGAAUCCCUGUCCCAGAAACCGUGUCACCCGAUCAAUGUCUCAGAUACAGCCUGGGGAGCCCACCACGGAUCCAGCCCUCCAAUAACAUCUCUUGGACAAACAGUACUGAAAAAUUCCCGUGGCAUGAAAGGAUGACAGACGCAGGAGGGCCCCAGAGGCACGCACUCUGUUUUUUGUCUACACUCCUAUCCCAGAAGGUUCCUGAGAAGACAGACCUUGUGCUCCGCUGCAUGAUAUCCGGUGAGCCCAAACCAGAAGUAACGUGGUAUAAGAAUGGCCAAGCCAUAGAUGAGUGUGACAUUAUUUCCAGUUAUGAGUUCUUCAAGCAUCAGUAUAUCCAUGUGCUACAUCUCUCUUGCUGUACCAAAAGCGAUGCUGCCGUUUACCAAAUCUCAGCUAAAAGCUCUGCGGGGUUGAUCUGCUGCUCUGCUACCAUUGAGGUCGAGUGUCCAUCAGAGAACCCACGACCCCCUCCUGACCUGGGAGAUGACAGGGACACAGGGUGGAAAUGUGACAUACAAGAGACAAAUGAGGAGAAAAGCACAAACCAAACUGAUGAGAGCAAACACCCUUGUAAGGAAGAAGGAAACAUCUCUGCAGGGGCUCCCACACCAGCCGAUUCUUCCUCCUUCAAAUUCGACCACUUAUGCUCACCCCAGUUAUUGGCCAAUAAUGAUAUUAGUGCAUCCAGCUCUGAAAAUGCUCCGGAUACUAAAGGAACAAGGCAAACUGCAGAGGCUUAUGAUCCAAAGGGCACAGGAGGAAAUUUCCUCAAUUCAAAUAAUACUCCUCAAAAACAAGAUGUAUGUUGCCACAGAACAGAGUGUUCCUUGGUCUCCCAGCCAACGGAUGGAGGUCUAAACAGUGAUGGCCCUAAUGAUGAGAUCUUAACCUCUACUCAAAAAACCCCCAAAGCACAGAAAUACAUCAGCUUCAGCCUUCCACUCUCAGAGGUGAUUGCAUGCAUUUACCCAGGGAACAGCGCCCCGGUCAACAAGCAACCCAGUCCCCAGGUUUCCAGCGAAGACUCCGACAGUGACUAUGAACUUUGCCCAGAGAUAACCCUAACCUGCACGGAGGAGUUUUCAGAUGAUGACCUGGAGUAUCUGGAAUGUUCCGAUGUUAUGACAGAUUACACUAAUGCAGUUUGGCAAAGGAACCUGCAGGGGACUGAGCAUGUUUUUUUAUUAGAAAGCGAUGACGAAGAGACAGAAUUCAGUGAGUGUGGCCUGGGUGGGCGUGAGCAUUUCCUCAGUGAAAUGGGUUGUGGGCCUCAGGUGUCGGGUAACACAGGGCCUAUGGAUGCCACCACUGGCUUCUGUGGUUAUCACUCACAACUCCAAGAAGUGGAGAUCAAGAGCAGCGGAGCCUCCAGGCACAGUCCCUCAUCCCUGCGAACAGGGAGAACUCUUGCUUUGGGACCUCACCAGGAUAGGACAGCUUUAGUGAGUGAACAGGGGAGAUGUCCACUCCCCACACUGCCUGAGGCUGCUGAAAAUGAUUAUCCAGGAAUUCAAGGAGAAACCAGAGAUAGCCACCAAGCAGGAGAGGAAUUUGCCAGUGACAAUCUGCUAACCAUGGAUGAAGCGGUGACAGAGACAGAGGUGAAGCCCUCGUCUGGGGGGUUGGAAAAGUCAGGGAUGAAAGAGGGUUUGGAGAUUGCGGUAGAAGAAAGAGGAGAGGAGAGGGACUUAGGCAGCAGGAAGGGCAUCCGGACACCUGCCAGGGUGCAGCGAGCGGGGGCGAAGGGUAAAGCCAAGAAGCUGACCCCCAAAGAAAGUGCAGCAGGAGGCACCCUCGCUUCCCCUCCCAAGGAACCCAUCAGGCACCCACCAGUGUGGAGCCGUCACAGAGAGACUCCCCGGGCCAAAGCAGCAGCUCCUGGUGGGGAUUCCCACCUCCACACAGGAGAAUGUGCAAUUUCACCAGAGGCAGCGCAAGACGCGAGAGCCCUUCCACCUUCAGCAGACUCUCUCCCCAAGGAAGGGGCUACAAACUUGGAAGGAGAAGGGAUGCCGGAGAAUAACCUGUUUACAACAAGCCAGGUUCCAGACCUGAGUGAUCAUCCUCAGGGGCAAAUUCAGGAAACAGCCAGGGAGAGAAGUUCUCUCAGCCAGAAGCCAGCAUUCCCAGAAUUUGCUGGGAAGGAGUCUCCAUUCACCGGGACCACAAUGGAUUCCUUCUCCAACUUAUGGGGGAUCCACAAGAAAAAUGCAUCUUGGACCCAAUACCUAGAGGAAGGGGGUCAUGCUGAAGGCCCACAGCAGGAGGAAGAACCUGGAAGAGAAGGCCACCCACCUGGUGGUUCUGGGGCAGAUGGAGAACAUGAACAGAACACCCAAGAAGCCAAUGCUGGAAAGAUGUCCCUGGCUGGGCCCUCAACACAUCUCCCCUGGGAUACUGGUGCUGACUGCAAGGAGCCCGAGGUGCCGGAGCCUCUCUCUGCUGCUUCCCCUGGCUCUGCAGACACCAGCCUCCCCUUGGAGAACGUGUGCAAGGGCUCAAGGAGCAGAAAAGCAGCAUGUGUGACAGAGUGUUUUGGAGUCAGUGACCAAGGAAUGUAUUGUGAUACCAUGGAUUCUCCUGUUGGGGCACCAGCUGAUAAAUAUUUGCCUCAGGAAAUCUGCUGCAUGGACUAUGAGCUCACAGAAGGUCAAAGCAAAGUAUGUGAUUUAUGUCCUUCUGAUGACAAGACACUGGCAGUUCUUUUACAAACACGAGGUUCUGAGCCUUCACAGUCUACGUGUGCAAACAGCAAGGACAAAAACACAGCUGUGUCCCCUCUUUUCAUUAGUCCUCUCAUCUGGAACAUGUCACAGGAGGCCAAUGCAGGGGGACAUCAGACUGAGGUAGAGAAUUCCUCCUGCAUCUUGCCCUCCACAGCACAAGAUGGCCAGGAGAGCCCAAUCCCACUCAGCUUGGGAGGGCGUGGGGAGACACAUCUUCCUUCCUCUGAGGAUAACCCUUUCCUGAACUUUAAGGAAGGAGGUGACCAGAGUCCCAGUGUCCAAGUCACCACCGGCUCACCAGCCAAUCAUGGCUCAAUCUUGAAGCUUUGGCAGGAGAAGCCAGCAGCACUGACUGCUCAAGUCGAGGGUCUUCAGGUGCCCAGGGAGACUGAGGACAAAUCAAUGAGUGCGGUUGCCACCAAAGUCCACCCAGCCAAGUGCCAAGUUGCUUCAGUUUCUGAGAACAGCCUUGCAGAUGGUGCCAAGGACAGCUCACUUGAGGCAGCGGACAAAAAUGUUGUUCUAUUACCUUCCAACGUACAGUUGGGUCAUAUUUUUGGUGGUUCCACAACUGAAUCUAACAAAGAUUCACCUUGCCUGGCCCUCAGUGUUCUGGAAGAUCCUGGUCAUGUUCCCCCACCUCUUGAGGGAGAGGGUUUCUGUAACAUUUCCCCUCUUCAGAUCGAUAAACAGUCUAGAGAUGUGAGUCAGUCCACAGACAGAGCAGACAUCAGGAGCCUUGAACAGGAUUUCCAAGAAAAAGGAAGUGAAACAAAGCAGAGAAUCCAACUGGACAGCUCAUUCUGCCAGGGUUCUCUUUCUGUAGAUGAUUUCCAAGAAAGUUUGCCCCUGGCAUUGGCUGCACAAGAGGAAGCCAGCAAGGUGCUCUUGGAGGCCUCUCCAGCAAAGUCUAGGGCAGAAAGAAGGUGCAGCUCAGGCCCAGAGACCAGUGUCUUCAUGAUGGCAGAAGCGGCUGCGGAAGAAGAUAGUCAGCCUCUGAGCGGUGUUCCAUCUGUCUCUGAAACACCCCAGGAGCAUGCUGGACUAGGGAGUUGGGAAGCAGGAGCCAAGUUGAAGAUUAUAACCCUAGAGGCUUCUGUUUCUGAAAUUUGGCCACCAAGACAAGGGACAGACCCUGAGUAUAGGGAGGCAGAAGCUGGUUCCAUAGCCCCCGACAAGGCCUGGGCUCUACCUGAUGCUGCUGUGUCUGAGGCAGACCUGCUGGAAACAGCAGCAUGGGCUCAUGGUCCUCAGGCUGAGACAGGUCCAGCUCUGGCCAACAACAAGGAAACCCAUGAAGGUGAAGCACCAGUUAGCAGGGCACAUGGGAACACUCCUCCUUCCCAGGGCUUGAGCCAAUCUAGACUACUGGAGUCGUCUGUGGACCCUGUUGAUGAAAAGGAAUUACAUCUUGCAGAUUCACUAUCAGAGGCCUCAGAAUCUGGCAGGAAGGAAAACGUUAACCAGGAGGAAACCCAGCUCCAGGUGGCCCCCACUGUCUUCUUCAAACAGUUUCUGACCUCCCUUAACAUCCUAGAGUCCUCUGUAGAUCCUCUUGAUGGUGAGGCAGGUGUGGUGGAGCGCCCCAGGGCUGAGCAACCGGGACCUUCUGAAUCCACACUAGGGGCCAUCAGAGAGGGGAAUACAUCAGCUGAUGGAAACUUGGGUCAGGGAGUGGACAUCUGUCCUGCCAUUCUGCAAGUUCCAUGUCCCCAGGACAGUGGGGAAACCAUUCCAAGCAAAACCAGAAUCAACCAAGACCAAGUAGACAGGGAGAGAGAAGAGGUUGAAGGAAGUCAAUAUAACCAGGCAGGGGUGCAAGACCAACCUGCCAGGUGGCCAGCGGAAGAAGGUGGGCAAAGAAUUCCAAGUACAUGCAGGAUAAGCCAAGUGCAAGAGGGCAGGGGCAGAAUCUCAGGGGAGGCAGAACAAGGUCAAAAGGACACAGCCAAAUUUAUUUCCCCCACUUCACCUCUUUCUGGUUGUCUUUCAAUAACACAUGCACCUGUUGGGGUUGAUGCUCACAACUCCACAGUUUAUGAUGGACCUGAAAAUGAUGUUUUUGAACCCAGAAACCAUCAGUACAUAUUUUCUGACUCAAAGGAAAGGGGAACUAUGGAGAACGAGUGUGGGAAAUGUGUGCCCUUCUCCAGUGAUCUUACGCUGUCACCUUGCGCUUCACCUCCUGAAGGAACCAUGUCUCACUCUUCACUCAGCUCUCAGAUUGAGGAACUGAAAACAGAAGAGCCUCAAAUUGGGGAAACCAAACCCUCAGGCUCAUCUGGCUCCCCCCAGAUGACUUUGGCUUUCAUUUCUGGAGAAUGUGAGUCAGAGAACUCCUCUGAGUUCCUGCAGGACCUGUGGCAGAAGGGCUUCCACUUGGGCAGGGAGGAGAAGCCGGGGGUGAAGAAGCCCAGCCGCGUGGCUGCCCAGGCUGGCAAAUUACCAGGGACCCAUCGAGCAGUGGUCACGUCGGAGGAGGUCAGGAAGCAGCAGGAGACCUCGAGCAGUGGACAUUUAGCUGAGGGAGUAAAGAAGAAAAUUCUGUCCAGGGUGGCAGCCCUGAGACUGAGAUUGGAAGAGAAGGAAAAUGUCAGAAAGAACUUGAGUCUUCUUAAAAAGAUCCCUAAGCUCGAAAAAUCCUUAUCAUGCUCAGACGAGAAAAAAGACCCGAAAAAGGUAGCUUGCAAAAGAGAAGGAAAAGCUCCAGUCGUAUUGAAAAAGAUCCAGGCCGAGAUGUUCCCUGACCACCCUGAAAAUGUAAACUUAAGCUGCCAGUUUGCAGAAGUUCACGAAGAUUCUACCAUCUGGUGGACAAAAGAUUCAAAGUCAAUAGCUCAAGUCCAGAGAAGCGCAGGGGACAACUCCGCUGUUUCCUUGACCAUCGUUCAAGCCAGUCAGAAGGACCAGGGUCUCUACUGCUGCUGCAUCAAGAACAGCUGUGGAAAAGUGGCUUCCGAGUUCCACCUCACCGCCCAAGUUCUCAGACAGCUUUCCAGUCACGGGGAUAUUAAAGGGUGUGAAGAGAUUGAAUUUAGUCAGCUCAUCUUCAAAGAGGACUUCCUCAAUGACCACUACUUUGGGGACCGCCUGCGUGGACAGAUUGCCACCGAGGCGCUGCACUUCGGGGAGGGGGUCCACCGCAAAGCCUUCCGCAGCACCGUGAUGCAGGGCCUCACACCCGUCUUCCAGCCGGGUCAUGCCUGUGUGCUCAAGGUACACAACGCAGUCGCCUAUGGGACCAGAAACAACGACGAGCUCAUCCAAAGGAACUACAAACUUGCUGCCCAGGAAUGCUGUGUUCAAAAUACUGCCAGACACUAUGCCAAGAUCUACGCUGCCGAAGCACAGCCCCUGGAAGGCUUUGGAGAAGUGCCCGAGAUCAUUCCUAUUUUUCUCAUCCAUCGGCCUGAGAACAACAUCCCUUAUGCAACAGUGGAAGAGGAGCUGAUUGGAGAAUUUGUGAAGUAUUCCAUCAGAGAUGGGAAGGAAAUAAACUUCUUGAGAAGAGAAACGGAGGCUGGUCAGAAGUGUUGUACCUUCCAGCACUGGGUGUACCAGAAAACCAGCGGCUGCCUCCUGGUCACGGACAUGCAGGGUGUAGGAAUGAAGUUAACUGACGUUGGCAUAGCAACACUGGCUAAAGGGAAGAUCCCAGCAUCUGCACCGCUUAUAAUAGUGAUGAAUAUAAGAAGGCCAAUAGCAACUGAAUCUUCUCUAUGUGUCAAGUACUUAGCCAGGUACAAAGGAUUUAAAGGCAACUGUUCCAUGACCUUCAUCGAUCAGUUUAAAGCACUACACCAGUGUAACAAGUAUUGUAAAAUGCUGGGGCUGAAAUCCCUUCAAAACAACACCCAGAAACCCAAGAGGCCAAGCAUCGGGAAAAGCAAAAUUCAGACAGCGGUGAAGAAGCCAGAGCCCGGGACCCCAGCAGAAAAGAAAACCUAGCACCCCUCAGUAGCGGGGGCCUCCAGCCAGCAGCACAUGGGCUUGGGAGUGAAAAUCACCCACACAGGAGACUCCUUGCAGAGUGUGCGGCCGUCCUUACUCCCACCAGAAUCUGCCCCAAGAUGCUUCUAUACUAGUCACCUGCCAUCUGCUAAAGUGAUUUUGGGACAGAUUUGUGACCAGACUCGUGGAGAGACUACAUCAGUCGUCAGCGUCAAAGGCAGUCCGCUCUCUGUACACACAGCAUGUUGGCACCAACUUGGUGUCACGUACCUCUUUGUCUAUUUGCACGUGGUUUUGUUGUCAAAGACUUGGUGCUGAGCAGGGUCCGUUCCAAGCCCCAAUGCUUCUCGUCCCUGCCUAAUCGGGGUUUCCAGACAUAUCUAGCUGUGAUGGGAACAGAAUCAUGAAUGUCAAGUUGCUGCACCAGUGUCCACGAUGCUGCUGCUGCUGUGGGUGGUGGCUUCUGGAACACAAGGCCACUUCCCACCUUGUUCACACAGCCAGUGACAAUUUUCUGUUUUGACAAAUUCACGUUUAAACAAAAAGCGUAAGCUGCAUAUGUCAUCAUAGACACUUGUUCUUUGGAAUUUGUGCCGUAUUUCACAUUCCCCCAGGACUUAGUCAUUUAGUCAUUUCCUAAUAGAUUUGCUGGAGCACAAAAUAUUCGUGUCUGUGUUUUCCCUUGUUCUUACAUUGCAAUUUAGGUUCCGUCACUUUCUACUCGGCUCCUUAACUCUGGUCUCCCUAAACCCCGGACUGACUCACAGCGUGUUGCAGGGGAAGGCAGGGGCUGAUCCUGGCCUGAGCUCACAGGGAUCCUGCCCUCCCCGACUGCGUGCUGUCUCCUUCCCUAUGUAUUCCUAUAUAACAUUCUGGGAAAAGCAAAAACUGGAGGGGAACAUGUGUGCAGUCCUCUUACAGGGGCAGUUGGCCUUCACUAGAGAACUCUUGACUUCUUUAGCUUUAAAAUAAUUUCCUCAAGCUAGGGAUUUUGUUAAAAAAGACAGCAUAGUUGAUAUUUUUGUUUAAAGAGGAAUUUGAGCCAGCGCAGUGGUGCAUGCUUGUAAUCCCAGUGGCUGGGAAGGCUGAGACAGGAGGAUCAUGAGUUCAAAGCCAGCCUCAGCAAAAGCGAGGCACUUAGCAACUCAGUGAGACCUUAUCUCUAAAUAAAAUAUAAAAUAGAGCUGGGGAUGUGGCUCAGUGGUUGAGUGCCACGGAGUUUAAUCUCUAGUACCAAAAAAAGAAAUUUGAAGAAGAAACCCUUGUCAGUUAUAGUUCAUAUUUUUUCAGAAAAUUUACCCAUUUCCAGCCUUUCUAUGAGGUGACCUUUUGCUUGCUAUUCCCAUAAAGAUCAUAUGGAUGCAUUUAAUAGUAGAGUUCUAGAAAGUUCCUUAAUAGUAAACAAAAAUAGCACGUUUUGGUUCUCUAUCCAUCCGUCCAUCCAUCUGUUUAUCCACCUGCCUAUCAUCUAUCUAUAUAUGUACAACCAGACCCUUCUUGACAGACCAGACAGUUUUUGGUAAUAAUUUAUAGUUCUAUGUUUAAAAAAAAUCAGCACAAGUAUGGGAAGGUAUAAAAUGAAGAGCAAAAUCACCCUGGCACCCUCCUCUCCUAGCUGGCUUUGAAUCCUGACUUGGAGAGGACAGUUGGAGGGAAAGGAUUUUCUGCUCCCAGAUUUUGUGCAUUUGCAGUCAGUGCACGGUGUGCUUCUCCUGGAUCUGGAUGUCCCUGCUCCUUUCACAGAUGCAUAGGUUUUUGUUUUUGUUUUCAAAGUGCCUGUAUUGUUGACCAUAAUCUGAUUUCAUCUGUUUACAGACAUUUGGAGGCUCAGAGACAGAAGGGGCUCUGCAGUGGGAUUUGACCCAGCCAAGGCUCUUGGGGAUGGUCCUGUGUAGCUGUGUGACCAUCUGUCUGCCACCCAAGCCCUUAUGUCCUGAAACAAAGUUCUGUUUCCUUACACAGUGAACAGGGUGAGCAUGGAACGGGCUCUCCUAUACUAAAGAUGGGGUUCUAGGGCCUCAUAAAUGUUCAUCCCCCACUGUGGUGGUUUUGGUUCAGUUUGCAACCCAUCUGGUUUCAGUGGAUUCUCCCACUGGUCUCCAUAAGGGUGCAGCGUUAGAAAGACUCCAAAUACAAUGCCUCCUCAGCCCAGCCCUGAGCUAGGAGGGCACAGUGGGUCCAGCUGGGGAUUUUGUACCUUCUGAUGCCUGCAGGGUGGUCACAUAUGUACAUGUCUCAGUUUCCUGAUGGGCUCGACAAUGCAGAUCUGUGAUGGGCAGAUCACAAAAACGAAUGAAAGAUUCAUGAAAAUGGGCCUGUGUUUUCAAUGGCAGGUUUGUCACUAAUUAGAAUGGCAGGCACACGAUGACUUCUUGCCAGUAGGCAUGGUGUUCUGGAGAGGUCUAGCGUUGGAUGUGUGCAGGGCUGGCUUGUAUUAAUAUUUCAUGGUAUCUCAUUGUCCCGGCCUUCCCAGCCGUGUUUCUGACAAGCCUCAUAAAAGCAAAGGGUUUCAACAGAGUCGUAUUAAAAAGAAUGCCAAAAUAAGUAACCAUUAUUUUCUAAUUACAAAGCACUCUCCUUUCUAAAUAUACAUCCUGCUUUGUGUGUGUUGGGCUUGUGUUCAACUGGAGGCAGAUGGGAGGGGCUUGCACCAGCCCGGUGCCUGCUAGUUUUCUCUGUAUACGUUCUGCUCUGGGGGGACCAUGUGUGCCAAAUGGAACAGAGCAGCCUUUCUCUGCCAUUUAGAUCUGCAGAUGCCACUUGGGCUUAACUAGUUUUUAAAAAAAAUUUUUUAAAGAGGCAUAAAACCUUUGUCUGUCUCCCAGUACACAAUUUAGUUUCCACCUGUUUGCCAAAAUCCAGGCAGAUCUGAAAUCACUGAGAGUCUCCUUGUUCUGAGGUAAUUUUUAAAAGCUGAAAACCAAGACAGAAGCCAAUUUCAUCCAUAGGAUUGUGUGGGCCCAGCCUUCAAUUUUAUGAUGUGAUAUGCAAAUAUUUAUAGGAAUUAAUUAUGUCAAUUGAUCAAGUUUUUUUUUUUUUUUAUUUUGCUUUUCAUGAGAGGCCCAAAUAGUCUUGGAUAGAUUAAUCAUCUCAGAGAGUUUUUUUUCCACCUCAAGAAAAGCCAGUCUUUUGGGCUGGGGUUGUGGCUCAGUGGUAGAGCGCUUGCCUCGCAUGUGUAAGACACUGGGUUCAAUUCUCAGCACCACAUAUAAAUAAAUGAAUAAAGGUUCAUUAACAAUAAAAAAAAUUACUUAAAAAAAAAGAAAAGCCAGUGUUUCAACUUUUUUUUUUUUUUGGUACUGUGUAUUGAACCUAGGGGCACUUAACUCUGAGCCACAUUCCCAACCCUUUUUCAUAUUUUAUUUAGAGACAGGGUCUUGCUGAGUUGCUUAAGGCCUUGCUAAGUUGCUGAGGCUGACCUUGAACUCACAGACUCCUGCCUCGGCCUCCCAAGCUACUGGGAUUACAGGCAUGCACCACCACACCCAGCAGUCUUUUGGCUUUCUGUUUCAUGGCCCAGAAGUAUCAGAAGCAACUCUGCUAGGGAGAUCCCUCCUCCAUCCCCCUCCAUCCCAUUAUCUCCCCUCUGAUGAUACCUGCACGGAAUGGCAGGUAGUGGCUUGUGGUUUUGCUGUUGUGAGCCAUUCCAGGACUGUUUCCAGGCAGGAACAAAGUGCCACAACUCUUAGGAGAUUUAGCAACUGAAAUUUAUGGUCUCAGUUGGGCUGAAGUCCUGCAUAGAGGUGUGAGAGGCUCUUCUCUAGGCCUGUCUCCUGGUCUCUGUAGUCUUGUGGCCAGUGGUAGCUUAACUUGUCCUCACAUAUGUUCUCCCUGCGUCUGUCCCAAUUUCCCAUUCUAUGUGGACCCCAGCCAUAUUGGAUUAGGGUCCACCUUAAUGACCUCAGCCUAACUUGGCAAAACAGCAUCUCUUCAAAUAAUAUUGUAUUCUGAGGUACUGGGGGGGGGAGGCAAUUCAAUCCUCAUCUUUCACCUCUACAUGCACUUCUGGCCAGUCUGUUCAGGCUCAGGUGCAGGUGGCAGUAAGUAGAGAUGGUGUCUGCCAAUCCCUUCAUUGACCCUCUUUCCUGGCCUCGUGGUGGUCCUGAGGUUCCUUUUGUAGAGUUUUAGGGAAAUCUCUCCCCUCUAUGCAUUGCUGUAGCACACCUGCCUCACAUGCCAGCGCCUGGGCCAACACCCAGGCUGCCUUCUCCCUGUCCAGCCCUCCUGCAGAGUGACCUCAACGGUCUCAUGGAAAAAUCUGUCCCAAGAGCUCUCUGCCAAUAAAAUUGUACCACGAUCUUGCAGUCAAUUCCGUGUUAGUAAUAAGAGGCUGCUUUUGUUCUUAGAGCCUCCAGUGGCUUUCUGUCUCCCUCAGAUCGAAAGCCACACUCCUCACACAGGUCAAUGGGAUCCUCCCGGAUCUCCCAAAUACCUCCCACCUCGUCUCACUGAUGCUUUGCUCAGCGCCAGCAACACUGGUCUUCACGCUCUCUUUUGAGCUCCCCAGCCUUGGGCGGGGGAGGGGGGGGUUGCGUUUUCUGUAUCUUCUGGAAUGUGCCUCUCAAGUAUCUGCUCAUAGGUCACUUUCUCAGACAGUUCUUCCCUGACCAUCCUAUUUAAGAUUGCAGGCCCCUCCCCCAGCUCCUCUUACCUCUUCUCUGCUUUGUGCCUUGUCAUCGCCAUGGGACAUAACAGACUUUUUUUUUUUUUAAUUGUCUAUCUCCUCCAUGCCACAAUGGCAUUUUUCUGUGAGCAAAAUUUUUUUCUUCCUGUUUUAUUCACUACUGCAUCUCAAUAUUUAGAAGAUGACCAGCAUGUAGAAGACACUUUGAUAUCAAUUUUUUCACCCAUCUGUGCAUGUUACCCCACCCAUGCUGGUGUUCUCAGAUGGAGAAGUUUGACCUCCUCCCUUAGGAAAAUGUAAUUAAAAUCUAGCUUCCCUGGAUCCUUGGCACAAUUAUUAGACCGAAAACCUUCCUAAAGCAGAAGGGCAGCCUGAGCAAUGAGUCUCCAGGCCCUUCUAACACUAAACUGCUACGUGAGUUUAGAGAGCAACAAUCCCUCUGAAUCCCAAUUGCCCAAUCUGAAAAAUGGGUAUGUCAUGAUACCUAUCUUGUAGGGAUGUGAAAAUUAAUUCAUGUACAGAAAAAAACUGACUUAGGGUGGCAUUCCAUAAAUAUGAAUCAUUAUUGUAGCUAUAAAACUUUGUAUUUUUAAAAUGUUUUAAAAUAUUUUUUUAGUUAUAAAUGGACAGGAUACCUUUAUUUUAGUGAUUUAUUUUUAAAUCAAACCCAGGGCCUCGUGCAUGUAAGGCAAGUGCUUUAUCACUGAGCUACAACCCCCAGACCUUGUGUUUUUUAGAGAAGACCUACAUGUAGAAAUAUCUGUACUUCAUUCAUAAUAGAUAAAUGAGUUUCAUAAAUCAUUUUACUAUUCACUGGAGGAAACAGUACAAUAAAACAUUACUGAAAAAUGA
Molecule: messenger RNA, 12777 nt
Organism: Marmota monax (woodchuck)
Lineage: Eukaryota; Metazoa; Chordata; Mammalia; Rodentia; Sciuridae
Gene: Alpk2
Product: alpha kinase 2
Exons: 15
Coding region: 753-7298 (2181 amino acids)
Biological process (GO): protein phosphorylation
Molecular function (GO): ATP binding; protein serine/threonine kinase activity
Source: RefSeq, a predicted model, not a curated record